AUGGGUUUCCUGCUUCUGCUCUUCCUUGUCUUCUUUGCGCCACUGCUACUGUUUGUCGCAUGGCUUGCAGCUUCGUCUUGUCUCGGUAACCGUCUUCGGUCCCGCGAAGCUGGGAUGGACGCGUACGGCCCGAGCUACCUUCGGACCAUGGCCAACUCUGGCCCCGCCAUGUCUGAGCAGAUCGAGAUGGACGAUAUGCUAGCAGAACCAGGAACCCGCCUUCACUUUGAGGAGGACGAUUGA
This is a messenger RNA of Penicillium arizonense, 243 nucleotides long. RefSeq lists its product as uncharacterized. Lineage: Eukaryota; Fungi; Ascomycota; Eurotiomycetes; Eurotiales; Aspergillaceae. Bases 1 to 243 code for a protein of 80 amino acids. The record is from RefSeq and is a predicted model, not a curated record. The transcript is spliced from 2 exons.